Messenger RNA from Truncatella angustata, 1239 nucleotides. RefSeq names its product transcription regulator HTH, apses-type DNA-binding domain-containing protein. Gene Ontology annotation, cellular component: nuclear membrane complex Bqt3-Bqt4. Gene Ontology annotation, molecular function: DNA binding. Lineage: Eukaryota; Fungi; Ascomycota; Sordariomycetes; Amphisphaeriales; Sporocadaceae. Bases 1 to 1239 code for a protein of 412 amino acids. The record is from RefSeq and is a predicted model, not a curated record. The transcript has 3 exons. Gene Ontology annotation, biological process: meiotic attachment of telomere to nuclear envelope; mitotic telomere tethering at nuclear periphery.
AUGGUCGACCGACACCUCCCCGAAAAGCACAACCCGCUCAUGGUUGAUGACAUCCCGGCUUACCACGAGCUCGUUGCGCGCAGACGCCUUGGACAGACUCAGCUUACCGCUAAGAUGGUCGCAGCCGGUGCUGCUGGCGAGGUCGAUCCCUCAUCACUGGGUGUCUUCGACUAUGCUCAUCUGCGCGCCCCCCUCCCCAAAGGCAUCCAGUCCGGUAUCUUCAAGUCGUCGCCCAACUCGUAUUUCCUCAUGCGCCGUAGCCAGGAUGGCUACGUUUCCGCGACUGGUAUGUUCAAGGCUACCUUUCCAUACGCCGAGGCUGCCGAAGAGGAGACCGAGAGAAAGUACAUCAAGUCUCUCGAGACUACUAGUCACGAGGAGACGGCUGGAAACGUCUGGAUCCCCCCGAAUGAGGCUUUGAAGCUGGCCGAAGAAUACAGGGUCGGCGCUUGGAUUAGCGCGUUACUCGACCCUGCCGAGAUUUCAGUCACGAAUGCGCCCGAUAGUCCACCGAAGCGAAUUCAGGCUCCUCCCAAGUAUGAUCUCCUCAAAUCGAGCCAGCUCAGCCUGGCGCCUCCUACCCCCUCCUCCGUUGCUCGAAGCACUCGUGGCCGCCGUUCUGCUAGUCCGGCCAAGGCGCGGCCAAUUGCAAGCCCAAGAAAGCGAGCAACAAAGGUCCGAGCUACACAACAGACAGUGUCUGAGACACCUUCCGUGAAGGAAGAGAGCGAACCCCCCGUCAACGGUGUUCUAGGAAGCGAGUCAGAGUCUACCAUCCCUACUGUGGAGGUUGACAUCAGUGAAAUCACCAAAGAGCCCGCAGUCGUUUUUUCCCCUGCAGAAGAGGAACAGAAGGUUCAAGUCAAGGUGGACCAAGAAGUCAAGGUAUUCCAGGGUGUAGAGACAACGAACACCAAAGUGGAACUCGAAUUGCCUGUAGGCGGCCAACCCCCUACCGCCGAGGAAACUGCCCAGAUGAUCGCACAGGCCAAGGAGUUGGUCGAGUCAGCCGCUGCUGAAGUUGGUGCAGCAUCCACAGAGACCAAAAGCAAGCGCAAGGCCGAAGAUAUCGCUGUAGGCGACGAAGAAGGCGAGAGUCGGGCCUUGGAACCUCGGGCCAAGAAGGUGAAGACAGAGGUCGAACUGAGGAAAGAGCGCGUGAGGAACCGAGCACUGGUUGGCCUAAGUGCCACUCUUGCAGUGGGCGCACUUAUUCCUUACAUCAUGGGCGUAUUCUGA